Messenger RNA from Cucurbita moschata (crookneck pumpkin), 1626 nucleotides. RefSeq names its product protein indeterminate-domain 2-like. The coding region runs from base 69 to 1526 and encodes 485 amino acids. The transcript is spliced from 3 exons. The record is from RefSeq and is a predicted model, not a curated record. Gene Ontology annotation, molecular function: DNA-binding transcription factor activity. NCBI's taxonomy places the organism in Eukaryota, Viridiplantae, Streptophyta, Magnoliopsida, Cucurbitales, Cucurbitaceae. Gene Ontology annotation, cellular component: nucleus.
ACCAAAUUGAUUCAUCAAAUUUUGGUAUUUUGUGUUGUUUUUAUCUCUUGGAGUUUUCUCCAAAAAAAAUGUUUGCUACAACAAUGUCCAAUUCAACUUCUUUGUCUGAAGAAGCUACUGUCUCUUUAAAUUCUCUCCUUCCACCACAAAAGAUCAAGAAGAAACGAAGCCUCCCCGGAAACCCAGACCCAGAUGCUGAAGUGAUAGCACUUUCACCAAGAACACUUCUUGCUACGAAUAGAUUCGUGUGUGAAAUUUGCAACAAAGGCUUCCAAAGGGAUCAAAAUUUGCAGCUUCAUAGGAGAGGCCAUAAUUUGCCAUGGAAAUUGAAGCAAAGAAACAGCAAAGAAGUGAAGAAGAAAGCUUAUGUUUGUCCUGAGCCAUCUUGUGUUCAUCAUCAUCCUUCAAGAGCUUUGGGAGAUCUCACGGGAAUCAAAAAGCAUUAUUGUAGAAAACAUGGAGAAAAGAAAUGGAAAUGUGAGAAAUGUUCGAAAGUUUAUGCUGUUCAAUCGGAUUGGAAAGCUCACUCCAAAACUUGUGGCACUAGAGAAUAUAGAUGUGACUGUGGAACCCUUUUCUCAAGGAAGGAUAGCUUCAUAACCCAUAGAGCCUUUUGUGAUGCUUUGGCUGAGGAAAGUGCACGGCUUUCAGCUAACCAAUUCGUCGUUGCGGCGGAGGUUGAGGCGGUGGCGGAGGGUGGGGCGGCUACCUCCACCGCCUCUGCCUCCGCCCAAUCUCUCUUCCCUUUUGGUAAUCUUAAUCAAUUCCCUAGCUCUUCGCUGUCACGGCCGCCACAAACUUAUAUGUCCCUUAACCCUUGGGAUAAUCCCCAAAACCCUAACCCUAAUCAAACCCACCAAAUUAUCAAGCCAGAAGACUCACAUUCUCACCAUUUUCACCAAAUUCCAACUUUGCCCCUCGCCGGCUCCUCCCCAAGCACCGCCACCAACAACCCUUUUGGUAUAAUUCAAGACCACCACCGCCGCCAUCAUCCCCACCACCACCAGAAGGCAGGCUCUUCAUCCUCCUCUUCCAUGAUAGCCUCACCGUUUAGGAACCUCCACGUGUCGGUGAAUCCUGCCAUGUCAGCUCAUCUAUCAGCCACUGCCUUACUCCAAAAGGCUGCAACAGUUGGGGUUGGAGCUGUGAAAUCCAGUCAGCAUCAACCCGAGUCAGUGGGCCAUAUGACUCACUUCAAUAUGCCUGACAUCCCCGAGUUCGCUGCACCAACUCAUAUGGACUCGCUGACUCAUCAACUCGGCCCCGACUACGCCACGUGGCAGAAGACAGAUAGACUGACCAGGGACUUUCUCGGUUUGACUGGCGAUGGGAACGGCGGCGGAGGUGGCAGUGGAGCGAUGCAGGUUAGCAUGAGUGUCAAAGAUAUGCUAACGUACGCAGGAGGAUUGGAGAUUUUUAAACCUCAUAAUAAUAAUAAUAAUAAUAACAAUAAUAAUAGUAAUAAUAAUAAUCAUAGUGCUUUUGGUUUUGCGGAGCCAGCUGCCAAUGAAACUUGGGACUGCUGAGUGAAACGAUGUCGUUUUCGUGAAUUUUCCAAUGUGUUCAAUUGCAAUUUCUCUCGGGAGAUUAUUAAAUUUUAAUUAAUGUUUUCUUUUUUUGCUUUCA